AUGAUGGAUAACCCAGAAAAUUCGGCAAGCGUAGUGGACACUGGCAAGGCUGAAAAAGAGGAAGAGGCAGAAUGCACUGUGUGCCGAGGACCGUCAGUUCAAACCCCUGAAUUGGAUUAGUAAACUCUCAUUACAGUAUUAUCAGCCCAACAGCGCUCAGUGAUUGUGUGCACGAAUUCUGCUACGACUGCAUCGUUCAAUGGCUGAUCAAAGGAUCGGACAGUUCUGUCCGAUGUGCAAAACGGCAGUGAAAUUCAUAAUAAAGAACGAAACUGGAGAACAGUAACUAUCGAUACAAAUAUUGCAAUCACAACUUUGUUUCAGAAUAUCUAUCGAGCAAAUUCUUGCGCAGAAAGAACCGGAAGCAGUAGCAGCUGAGGAUUUAAUCACAGAGAAGAGAAUCGUGUCGAAGAAGAUGCGCAGUUGUCGGAGAAUGAUGAGCCGUAUAGACGAGCUUUUGUGAGUUCACUUUUCCCGAUCUUAAUCCAAACAGAGACAUUUUUCAGAUCUGCCCAGACUCACUCUUCGCAAAUGAAGAAACGGCAGGUCGCAUCGAAGAGCUGA
Caenorhabditis sp. 36 PRJEB53466 is the source of this 564-nucleotide messenger RNA. NCBI's taxonomy places the organism in Eukaryota, Metazoa, Nematoda, Chromadorea, Rhabditida, Rhabditidae. The record is from the annotation of a GenBank genome assembly.